Haliotis rufescens (red abalone) is the source of this 8820-nucleotide messenger RNA. RefSeq names its product ubiquitin carboxyl-terminal hydrolase 24-like. Gene Ontology annotation, molecular function: protein binding; cysteine-type endopeptidase activity; cysteine-type deubiquitinase activity. Gene Ontology annotation, biological process: protein deubiquitination. The coding region runs from base 134 to 7933 and encodes 2599 amino acids. Gene Ontology annotation, cellular component: nucleus; cytosol. NCBI's taxonomy places the organism in Eukaryota, Metazoa, Mollusca, Gastropoda, Lepetellida, Haliotidae. The transcript is spliced from 59 exons. The record is from RefSeq and is a predicted model, not a curated record.
GCAACAUGGAGAAGUUGAAACUCGGUCAUUGGGACACAAACUGUGAGGAUUUCUGUGUUUAAUACCUUGUAUAUUUCAGACGGAAUAUUUCAUCGGAUAGAAUAUGAACAGGUUAUAUCCUUAGAACUAUUAUAUGAGACAAACAAUGGAUAUUAGUGAGGACAACGUUCAAAUGCUUCGGGACAUGGGGUUUCCGUGCGAAUCCGAAGUUAGGAGGGCACUCCGUAUGGCCAAAAACGACCUGAACGAGGCAGUUGCCAUCCUCGCAAAUGAUCACCCAUCGUCGUCGUACGACACGCUAGAUGACGUUGAAAUGAAAGAUGUGCACCGACGAAGCACACACACCCAGGUGUAUGGACCCCAUCUACCACCCGCCUACGACGAGGUAGUGGAAUCCCAGGAGACGGGAGAGGCAAGCUAUCCAGCAUCCACAUCAAUGGAGGACAGCAACAGUUUGGAGUUUCCAGUCACCAACCUGUAUGAGUUAGAGGGCAGAGUAUUCACAGAAAUGUGGAACAUCCCUUAUAAAAAGGAGGAAUCUUUAGGCAAAUGCCUGGUUGCAGCAUCCAAGCUGGCUGAAGCAGGACUUUGUGAAAGUGAUGAACACUGUAAGCGAUUCAUGGACAGGUGUAUGCCAGAAGCCUUUCAGAAGCUCCUGACAUCUGCGGCAGUACACAAGUGGGGCAGUGAGAUCCAGGAGGGCAUAUUUGACAUGCUGCUAUUGCUUACUGACCUGGUGGUGGCACGGCUGCAACAUGACCCUGUGCCAGUCGGGCUGCUGGAAGCGCUCAAUUUGGCAUUCAACAGUGAAACUGAGUUUGAGCUGAAAAAUCGUAACCGAAGAGACCGCACUGGCUGGGAAGAGAAGUUUGAAGGUGGUCAACCAGCAGCUGUGUCCCCGGCCAGCAAUUUCAAGGAUCCAUAUGGAUGGCUCACUCACCUCAUCAAUAAGUUUGCAAACUUGGGUGGUCUGGAUCUGAUCAAAAAGUGCCUGGAAAGAGAUGACCUUGAUGCUCCGACAAUGGCAGCCAUUCUCAAGCCAUUUGGGACAUGUGCAGAGUUCCUCAGUCAGAGUGUAGUUCAAAAGUUAUUUGCCCCUGGAAUGGAGAAGGCAAUCAAGUAUAUACAGGGACUAGAAGAAAAAGAUUUCAAGGAAAAGAGAAUUGGCAGUGUGUCUGACUUGCUGUCAUCAAUGAAGUUAUUGUGCAUCAGUGUGUGGCCACAUGAUGUUGACAACUUGGAUGAACUUCGUCUCGAUAUAGCUCUACGCAUGCUGCAGUCACCACACUUCAAUGCCAAGAUGAACUCGCUGAAAGAGGUUACCAAGCUCAUAGAAGAUUCAAGUGGAACAAAAGUCAGCAAGACUGCCAUGCGCUCUGACCGAAUACUUGAAUGGCUGGUAGACUGCAAGAUUCUGUCUAUAGCCCUAGAAGGUAACAUCGACCAAGCACAGUACUGUGAUAAGAUCAAGGGACUUGUAGAUUUCCUUGGCUCCAAGUUGUCUCUGGAUGAGCUCACUAUGAUCUGGAAAAUGCAGAAUGGUCAGACGAACAAUGUCAUUGACAACAUCCACUCCAUCAUGGCAGCAGCUGCAGUCAAGUUCGAACCACAACAACUGGAACAUUUGUUUCGACUUAUACAGAAGAAAUGGCAGGAUGACAAUGAUCGUAUUCGAGAAAAACUUUUAAGUCUCAUUGGAAAAAUUGGAAAAGAUGCGCGCGUGGGAAAGACCACAACUAGGGUGCUGGAGUUGCUGUGGGACCUGGCCCAUCUACCUGCGUUAUCCACUCACCUGAUAGAGCAGGCACUGGAUGAACAUCAUGCAAUACUCAGUGAUUCAUACAGUGUCAAGGAGCAGAUCAAACUACAAUAUGUCAUCAAAUGUGUGGAUGACAUAAAAAAGGGGGCGUUUGUCUUGCCAGCAUUACGGCAGCUCAUCAACAUCAGUAAGAAUAUCAUCAAGCAGAGCUUCCACAAGGCUGAUAAGGGUGUCAUACAUGAACUUAACAAGAACUGUGACGUCAUCAAGCUGGUGAGCAGCAGUUUAGUCAAGUGUCACAAGAAUGCAACUGCCAUGGUUGGUGAUGGUCAGCCACUUCAGGAGAACUCAGUAGUGGAUGGCAGAUACACACAUGCUGAUUACAUGUCAACACACCUGUACUUCCUGCAGUACGUUCUCCAGGAAGGAGUUCUGUACCUGCCAUGGAGCAAGGCACGUGAUAUCUGGACCACCAUGGUUGCCAACCCUCGGGCCUGUGACUGGGAGAGAGAAACAUGCUAUGAGUGGUUCAGUAAGGGGAUAACAGAUCUGGAGGCAGAAACACAAAACCAACUCUUCCAGAAAGAGAUCCUGCGUCUCGAUCCAGCAAAACUAAGUGAAAAGGGAUUUACAUGUUUCAAGAAUUUCUUUGAGAGUGUCAAUUUGUAUGAGCACAAGUUGAAGCGAUCUGGUAAUGCUCUGGUUGUAGAAAAGUGUGAGCUGUUAGGAUUGGACUAUCUGUGGGAGAUUUGCCUCAACAUUCCUGAUGAAACCAUUGCUUCUCAAGCCAUCAGCCUUCUCCUCAGCAUGGCAUAUGCCAACCUCAAUCCACGUAUUAAAAAAGACCCAGUUGCCAUUCACAAGAAGUUUAUUUCCGAGUGUAACAACAGAUUGGAGAUGGCAAUGAUAGGCAUCGGUGGGAAUGUUGUGGCCCAGACGGUGUCCAAUGCAACCAAGUUACUUACUGCAGCAAUUGUACCUGAGGUUGCUAAUGUGCCACUUCCUUCAAAGUCUGUGAAGCUGCUGGCUAUUGAGCGACUGCUGUGGAUAGCAGAAGCCUAUGUGUUGUCCGUGGAGGAGAUUCACUGUACCCCUCGCAGUAUUCUUCCACAUGGAGCAUCCUUCCAUGGCUACCAGAUUAACCUCUAUAUAACCUGUGAUGCCCUCAAGCAGGAGUUCACUACAGUGUGUCACAGUAAUGAGAGUCUUGGAUCAGUUAGGAUCAAGGUUGCAGAAUCACUCCUUCAACAAGUUGAUCAUGUCCAGAUUGUAGCCAAUGACAAGCCGCUUGGUAUGGCCAAGGACCAGAAGCUCCUUCAUCAGCUUGAGUUUGAGGACAAUCAGAUGCUGCAGGUUCGCUUGUCUCAGUCUGGUGCUGGAUCCUCAACAUCCUCUUCCUCAACCUCCACCAGCACCACACUCACGAGGGAGAGCACUUCAACUCCCACUUCCAAACAAACCUUCGAUCUUGAACAGGAAAAGAUGCUUCCAGGCUAUGUGAUGGCACAAGGAGGUCAGGUGUUUGAGAUGCUGUAUCAGCUGACGGAGCUUGAUGAAGCAAAGAUCACAAAGCGUGUGAGGAAGCUGCUGAUGCUAAUCCCCACUGAUCCAGCUGUUGCUGAAGGCCUGGAUUCCAUCAGUCAGAAGAGUUUGAAGCCAUCCUCAUCCAGUGAUGAUGUAUCUUCUGGGAAAUCUAGUCCCAGGAAAUCACCUAACCCAGCUGCCAACAGUACACGGCCUGCACCCAAGGAAGUGCUGAAAUCACUUUUUGAUGUAACCGGACCAGAGAUGUCAGCAUUUCGAGUACUUUACAAUCUUGAAGUUGUGAGCGGGAAGCUGAUGCCAACUGGUGAUGAUAUUGGUACCCGACUCAGCUCUCAAACCUUCUGUGAUGACUUCCUGGCUGCAGGUGGCCUGUCACUGGUGGUGAACGUCCUGCAGCCUGAGUCUCUUCCUUCAGAUAUCAACUAUGAGAUCAGACAGGGCUGCUAUUCUGUUUGCCUUCAGCUGGCAAGGUACUUGUUGUGUGGGGAGACAGUAAUAGGGGACCCUGGAGGACCCCUAGAAGAUGAAGCUACUCCAUCCCAGGGGGCUACGGCGCUUGCUACUGCCUCUCCUGCUCACGGAUCUACACAUUCUGUCCGAUCUACAGUUUCCAUGGGCAGUCAUGCAAUCAAGACUGUAGGAAGUCAGGAGUUCACUGACACAGUGUCCUGCUUUAUGAAAGUCACAUGGGCAGCAGCAGCGGGAAGACUGCAUCUACUCAGUUACAACCAUCCCAUCCGAGAGAGCAGAGAGAGCUAUAGCUGUGGACACAGGAGUCGACAAAGUAGCACAGGUAGUUCUGCCAGUACAAACAGUGACAGUGACUGUCAGAGUCUACAUGCUGGCGUGUGUUCUCACCACAUCAACAUACCAACCAAAGAUACAAACAUUGCCAAAGAAGCUCUGGAGAUUCUGGUUACAUGUCUUCAGAAACGGCCUGAAUUUACAGCCUCUUUCUAUUCCCUUUCAUGUGUCAGUGACUUUGUCAUUGACCUCCUAGUAGGAUGUUCGCAGAAUGAUAUCCGUAAUGCAGCACUGGAACAGUUCUACCUCACCAGUCAGGUGGAGAUGCCUCUGCCACCAGACUCCACCCUCCAGCCCCCACAUCAGUUCAUGCUGCAGCUUCUCUUGCGAGCUUACCUCCCCUUCUGGGUGACCUCCUCCAAUACCAGGGGAUCCAGUCAGAAAUUAUUGAACCAGUGCUCACAGUACUUUGAUCUCAGGUGUCGACUGCUGGAGGGUCUUUCUGUGAGUGAUCAAAAUCGUCUCCAUGUGGAUGUUGGAUCUAUGCUUGAGGAUGAAAUUGCAUGGCUGAGUAAUUUUGUUCCGUCCAAAAAUCCUGAACUGAACCAGACAGACAAUACACUACUGGGGGGACACCUGAAGCUGAUCAAGACACUACUCACCUGUGAGGGAGUGCAGAAGAAGGAUAUAGGAAACACACUUGUGGGAGAACUCCUUCAUGACUUCCUCUUCCCUGCGUCUAAGCUCAUGAUGGACAGUCUAAACCAGUCCAACACAGAGAUGUCUCUGGCAGAAUUCAACCCAAAAUGUUCCAGCUCUGAUUCCCGUGUUGCUGCUUAUGAACUGCUGACAGAGCUCGCCUAUCAGAGCCCUUCCAAUCUGAAGAAUGUGUGUAGACAGCUGUUACAGAUGCACCAUCAGCCUAACCUGGAUUGUGCUAACGAAUGGGAGUACAUGCCACCAGUAGAUGGGAGGGCAGUGUGUGGCUAUGUGGGGCUGAAGAAUGCAGGAGCCACAUGCUACAUGAACUCAGUGCUUCAGCAGCUGUACAUGAUUCCAGGGGUGCCUGAAGCGGUGCUAGGCGUGGACGAAGAGAAUCCAGAUGAUGAAAGUGUUUUCUACCAGAUGCAGCAGAUAUUUGGCCACAUGAUGGAAAGCCGCCUGCAGUAUCAUGAACCUGAGAAGUUCUGGAGUGUGUUCAAACUCUGGGGUCAGACUAUCAAUGUACGAGAACAACAGGAUGCCUUUGAUUUCUUCCAGGCCAUUAUUGACCAGGUUGAUGAACAUAUGAAAAAAACUGGUAAAGAUGAGAUAUUCAAGAAAAAGUUCCAGGGCAUAUUUUCUGAUCAGAAGAUUUGUAAAGACUGUCCACAUCGAUAUGAAAGAGAAGAAGCUUUCAUUGCACUAAACUUGACUGUGAAAAAUGCUACAUUACAAGACUCGCUGGAUCAGUUUGUAAAAGGAGAGCUUCUGGAAGGUGACAAUGCAUACUACUGCGAAAAAUGUGGAGAAAAGAGAAACACCAUCAAGCGUAUGUGCAUCAAAACACUGCCUCCACUGCUCUGUAUUCAACUCAAGAGGUUUGGCUAUGACUGGGAGACAAAUAGAGCUCUUAAGUUUGACGACCACUUCCGUUUUCCCUGGGUGUUGGACAUGGAGCCGUACACCGCAGAUGGUAUGGCCAGGCGAGAAGCAGAGAAGGUCAACAACAACAGUGACACUGAAACAACAGAAAAGUUGAAUGGUGACAUCUCAAGUAGCAGUGGAAGCAUGUCUGAAGUGACAACUGACUGCACUCCCUAUCAGCAGAAGCAGAUCAACUAUGAGCUGGUCGGGGUAGUUGUGCACAGUGGACAGGCAAAUGCAGGCCAUUACUACUCCUACAUUAGAGACAGAAGAGGCACAGUGCUCACCAACAGCAAUAAAGGGAAGUGGUUCAAGUUCAACGACACAAUCGUAGAGGAGUUUUACAUGAACGACAGCAGUCUGGAGCAGGAAUGUUUUGGGGGCAGUUACAAGGCCAAAGUCUAUGACCAAUCAAGCUCCUCCUACCCUGAAGACCGAUUGCGCUAUUGGAAUGGCUACUUGUUGUUCUAUGAAAGAAUGGAGGAACCUGCAACGCCAGCCACUGCAAAGAAGAGCAAGAUUGUCAAGAAAGUACUUACAGAUGGAGGGAAGAGCCGCAUGGACUCAGACAGCCUGAUGGAACUGACGGAACUGGUCCACAAGGGAGAGAGAAAGGGCAUCUUUGUUGACAAGAUGCCUGCCAGUAUACAGCAGAUCAUUCAUGCUGAAAAUGUCACCUUCGUCAAGAACAGAGAUGUGUACAACCAUGAAUAUUUCUCAUUUGUGAAGAAUCUUGUUUCAAUAAAUACAGAGCUGAAGCAUAAUGCUGACUAUGGUGUGAUGUGUGUACAGUCAUUGCAGCUUGGAGUUCGCUUUCUGUUCAACACAUAUCUGAGGAAUCGCCGCAAAACAGUCUUAGAGUUAGAUAAGUGGGUGGAGCUUGUGGACACUCUGCUGAUGAAGUCAAAGGAUACGUGUCUCUGGUUGGUGGAAUACCUCUCCAGCAAAGAGGGACAAGAGUUCAUCAAGCCGUUCUUGUUGGAGUGCCCAAACAGAGAUGUCCGAAGCUUUAUGGCAAAGAUUUUGGAUCGAAUUAUCUCCAGCUUCUUCUACCAUGGUGGUGUGGCGACACACAAGAACUUUGACUGUGUCAUAGAACACUUGCUGGUUAUGCUGGAGAAAGAUGUUGUAGACCAUGUCAAGAAUUGCUUCCAGUACUUUACAGUCAUCCGCAACUAUGUGCAGAUGGGAACCAAAGCAUGUUCUCACAUGAAUGGUCGCCAGGGUUUCUGUCGUCUCAUCACAUUUCUCCUGGGUCAGCCAAUCACUGCUGGAGAGAGUCAGUUUCGUAGCACUCUUUUACAGGAUUGUUCCAGUCGGAGAUGGAGUUCUAUCCAGUCCAGAGAAUUUGUUAACCUUCAUGUAGCCCUAGCUGUCCUUAUUGCCAACUGUGAGGUGUCAAGUUAUAGAACAGAAGAUAUUGGUGAAUUUCCUGUCAUCAAGCCAAAAACAGUAUUUCCAAAUGUCUUUCUCAAGAUGUCAACAGAAAUGGAAAAAUAUGUGUUUGGUACAGACUCUUUUCGCUAUCUCCGUGAGGUGGUUCAGGCUGUGCGAGAGCUGAUUGUGAGCAAUGCCACCAUCACUGACAUGCUGCUGUACUGUAGCUUCUGCAACAAAACCUUCAGCAUGAACCUGGUCAAACACUUAAUGUUGCAGUAUCUCAACACACCAUCCAAUGAACUAAAGCCUAUAUUCACACUUCUAACUGAAGUUUUGGUGAUAGAGGACUCCCUUCAACUGACGCGCCUCAAGUGGGUGAUUGAUGGGCACACUGAUGAGUCCGGCCACAAGUACGAGGGGCUCAUAGCAAUAAUCCGUCUGAACCAUGUGUGUGACAGUCGGCGUUCCUACCAGUGUAUCAAGUUCCUGGUGGGAGUCAGCAAUCGGUGUAGUAUUGCCAAGGACUAUCUACUCAGCACACCCAGUAAGUGGCAGUGGGCAGUCAACUGGCUUAAGAAGAAGAUGACAGAACAUUACUGGAGCACCACAAGUUCAGCUGGGCUGUCCAAUGAGGACUCCAACAGGAAAUCCUUCCAGCGAACACAGAGUGCUCAGUACACACUGCAGGAGGCAACAGCAUUGCUGACAGAGUUGGAGAACAGUGACAGCCCUGGGCUAGAUGUCGUCAUGAUCCCAGCAGAUAAAACAGAUUCUGCUGUGCCUGGCCCAAGUGGGGACACUACAGGACAAGACAGUAGUGAAACUAAUACAGAUGCUGACAAGGAGGACAGUACUAUAUCAACGACACAAACUAGCUGAUGAAAGGAUUGGCAAGUCAUCAGUAACCCUAUGUGCUCAUGUUGCAGGAUCUUGAGUGCAGUUGGUGGUCUGUAAUGUAUAUGUCCACAGGCUGGAAUAACACAUCUGAUGUUUGUACCCUAUUUUCUGUGUAAAAAAGUGUGAGGGAGUGUUGUGUGUUGACCGGUGCCUUACUCCACCCACCUACUGCAGUUGACGAACCUGUCUGUUAUCAGCCUGUCUGUAUAUCUUGUCUGUAACUUGGCAGCAGCAGCAGCAGCAGCAGCCCACGAUGGACCAUGCCAUGCAAGUCACAUCAUACCUGUGUCUCUGGGAAAACAUCACCAACUUACAAACUGUUAGCCUAAUGUAUGCUUUUGGGGUCAUUCUGUGAAGAAACAUUGUGUUGUACAUUAUGUAUAUCUUGUUUGUUGGAAGAAAGACAGGUUUGCGAAUGUUUUUAAGCUGAUGCAUUUAGAUAGUUAGGAUGCAGUUCAAAAGUUCACUGUCUGAUAAAAAUCUUAAUUUUUUAAGUGUAGGUUGCUUGAGAGAUCUGCAAGUUGUCAAUCCAUGAACCACUUUUCAGGCGUUCACUGUUCAAGACAGUAAGUAACAUCUCUAAUCAUCAUAUACUCACAAGCAAAAGAAACGCAAGUCGAGUAUGCAGUAUACAUGUUAUUUAUUUUCAACAGUAAAGACAAGAAAUACUAAUAGGGCAAGAUUGACAAAAAUUUGACUGAAGAAAGUUUAAUGGAUUGAAAGGCCGAUGACAUAAUUGAGCCCUUUUCAAAUGUUAAGGGCUUACACAGUUUCGGGUCAAUACCCAAAAUGUCAGUCAAUACCUGGUGUGACCACCAUUAGCUUUGAUCACUGCCACACAUCUCCUGUAUAUUGAGUGGAUCAGACGA